CAUAAGUUCACAACAAAAUAAAGAAAAAAGAGAGUUAUUACAGAGAUUGAUCGGGAGGGUGAGAGAUGAAAGGGGUAGCUGGAGGGCCAUUGCUGUGCAUAGGGGAUUUGUUAAGCGAUCUUGAAGAGAAAGAAGAAAAGGAAGAAGAAGAAGAAGAUCAUUAUAAACAAUCACUUGUCUCGUCUUCUUCUUCUUCAAUUUUUGAUUCCAGUGAUACUUUUCAAUCCUCCUCCUUGGAUUUAACCAAGCUCUUCCAGGAAAACUAUGGCCACUUGAACAAGGCACUUGUUGGAACAGAUCACUCUUGGACGGCUCUGACUCUAAAGUUAUGCACUUCUCUAGGAACUGCAACUGAGUUGAUCCGGUCUACCAACUCAAAUGUUGCAUCGUUAUCUGAAAGAGUUCAAGAGCUUGAGAAAAUUGUCAAGAGAGGAGAUUCUGCUGUUGCAGCUGCCAAGGCUGUUCAUGUUUCUCUAAACCAAAAGGAUGAUUUACUUAGUGGCAGUCAAAAUGUCCAGUAGUUUAUGUCUCUUUUGAACAUGGCUGGUUCUGGCAUUAUUUGAGUCUGGUGCUGUGUAAAGCUUGUGGAGAUCAACCAUCCAAGGCCACUGUAAAUUUUUGCUUCAUAGGCACAUGAGAGUUUUGGUGCUACUCAAGUCAAGAACCAACAUAACAAUGAAUCACUGCCAAUGGGGAAGUUUCCUGCAAUUGCUUUGUCCUGGAAUUAGAUGUUACCUAGACACCCCGUUCCAAGAACCCCAUUCCUUUAUUUUUGUGAUAAUUAAUGAUGGUAUUAUAGGGAAUACGGACUCAUUUUCACUGGAAUUCAAUAAGUUGUUCAGAUUGUCAAAAUGAUGGAUUAUAUGAAACAGAUUUGUUGUUCCUGGAAUGUUAAACUGAUGCCAUAACCUCACCAAAUGAGGCCCUUCUACCAAUAUAAAAGAAAAACGACAAUUGCUUCUA
This is a messenger RNA of Ricinus communis (castor bean), 963 nucleotides long. RefSeq lists its product as uncharacterized. The record is from RefSeq and is a predicted model, not a curated record. Bases 66 to 521 code for a protein of 151 amino acids. The transcript has 4 exons. NCBI's taxonomy places the organism in Eukaryota, Viridiplantae, Streptophyta, Magnoliopsida, Malpighiales, Euphorbiaceae.